Messenger RNA from Paramecium primaurelia, 1660 nucleotides. Lineage: Eukaryota; Ciliophora; Oligohymenophorea; Peniculida; Parameciidae. The record is from the annotation of a GenBank genome assembly.
AUGAGUUAAGAAUUACUCCAUUGUCCGAAAUGUUAAAUGAAUUUCGAUAAAUAUACUCGAACACCUUAAAUGUUACCAAAAUGUGGACAUUCAAUGUGUAUGUAAUGUCUUAAAGAGUCUUGUAAAAUCAUUUGUCCAGAAGAUGGGUACUAUAUCUCAUUUUAUCAGAUUGCUCUAACCUACAGAUCUCUCACUUUAUCCAAUAAACCAAGCUGUUUUGAGAAUCAUCUGCAAAACCCAAGAUAAUGAUAUAACAUAGAACCAAGAUAAAUUGCAAUAGUGCCCUUAACACCACAAACUCCUUGAGCUUAUAUGUAUAGAUGACAAGUGUAGAAUUUGUGCAAAUUGUGCCUUAUUUGGUAUACAUAAGUAACACAACAUACAAAAUGCUGAAGUACAUAUAAUUAUUGAUUCUUCAGUCUGUAGACAAAUCAAUACAAGAUAACCUCAUAUAGACUUAACAUUUGACUCUCACUAUUCAAGAUAAAGUCAAAUUACUUAAAUUACCACUAAUAAACAAGAAGAUACAUGACUAAAUUAGACUUUGUAUAAAAUAAUAAUAAACUCUUGCUGAAGAACAAUUCAAAGUAUCUUAAAUCAAUAAUUUUAGGAAAUCAUUAAUUAAAUACUUGCCAAGUAACAGAAAGUACUUGAAGAGAUUGAAUAGAAGUAUGAGCUGUUAGAAGAUCAAUUUUUGAAAAAGGAGACUCUAACUAUCACUUCCAUUCUUGAUAAAGCUGAUUUAUGGAUACUAGGGUAUUUAAUAUUAAUAAUAAAUUAGAUCUAAUCAAAAAAUACAAGAAUAUCAUGAAACAAAAGUAAAAGGAGAAAUUGCAUAUUCUUUGCUAUUAUAAGACUCUUCAAAUAAAUAAGGUAAAUAAAUUCUUGAAGAAAUUGAUGAUUAUUUACUCAAAUUUCAAAAUAAUCUUCAAGAUAUUGUAUCAGCUAUACCAACUGUUAAUCAAUAUGAAUAAACUUAUUUUGAUGAACCUAAUAUACUCAAAGAUUUAUCAAUAAUUGAAUAGAGUUUCUUAAAAGAAAUUGAUGAAAAACCACCUCAUAAUGAAUUUCUAGGAUCAUCUCUACCAGAAUCCACUUGUCAAUCUCAACCAUCCUCUAAUAAUAUCUCUUAGAAUGCUAUAAGUCCACAAUAACCCCAUUAAAAAAGAUCAUCAUAAUAAUUUGUUUUAGUUUCACCUAAGAUAUAAAGUAGAUAGCAAUCUGCUUCACCAAAAAAACCUAUAGUUAAAAAAAAGUUAAACACCAAGAUAGAAUCAAUUUUAUUUAAUUGUAAUGGUGAUUAUCUAGAUUUAUCACAAUAAGGUAUUUUAAAUUAUAUAUUCUUACAGAUCUUGGAGAUGAAGGAAUUAUGAUAUUAGAAGAAUAAAUAAGAAAUAAGAAGGUUAAAAUAAUUAAAUUUAUGAGAAAUAGGAUAAGUGAUGUUGGUGCUAUUAAAUUAAUGGAAUUACAUUGUUAAGUGUUAUAUCUAUAAUCAAAUGUAAUUACUGAAAAGUUUUUGGAUAUGAUAAUGAAUGCUAUAUAAAAGUAGAUUCAGAUUCACAUCAAAACUGUAUAUUUGGGUCAGAAUCUUAUUAAUUAGUUUAGAGUUAAAAAGAAAAUAGAAGAUCUCAAAAAAUUAGGAAUUUCAAUUUAAAUAUGA